CGUGUCCUGGGAGGGGCUCUGGGAGGGGCUCAGGGAGGGGCACUCUCAUGCUCUGCUCUGUCUGACACAAAACCUCGGUACCGGGGAACCCGGCCCGGACAGCCAUGGACCCCGGGCAGAACAUCACCAUGACACGCAGGGAGCUGGGCUCAGCGGACGGCGAGGCAGCAGAUAACGAUGUUUUCCUCCCAGAUGAGAAUGUGGUACGUCCUAAUCAAUUUUUGUGUGAGUUACCAAGUUACCAAUCCCUGUUAAGACGGAAGCCUUCAAAUUAUGGAACCAUUGAAACACGCAAAAGUAGUCGGCGGCUGAAAGCUUCACUAUCCCGGGAGCUGAGUCGCCAGGAAUCUGUGGAUGGUGACCUAAGUGUUCCUCCGCGGGAUCAUGCUCUCAGUAUGCAGGAAAAAAGGAAAUUGAGGGAUUUUCAGACACUGCACUCCGAAUAUCCUACUGGAUGGAGUCAAUGGAAAGACAACAGCAGAAAUGUAUACAGGAUCGCCAGAGAUGAUGUAACUGCGAUAUUAUCUAAUUUGCAGCUCUGGAGAAGCAAUAUUCAUAGUAUUGAGGGGAAAUUUGGGACGGGUAUUGGCUCUUAUUUCUCCUUUCUGAGAUUCCUGGUGCUGCUGAAUUGUGUUAUUUUCCUUCUGAUGUUCUUUUUUACCAUUCUGCCACUCGCCAUUUCUAAACAAGGAGCUUUUAACAGCAGCCAAAUCAUUCCAUCCAGUCUUGAAUCAGAAUGCACAGUAUACUCUCCAACUACCCAAGGACUUGUGUAUUUCUACAAUAACAUCAUAGAUCUUCUGUCUGGGACGGGUUUCCUUGAGCUGACUUACCUGUUCUAUGGUUAUUAUACCGUAGACUUGGUUACUAUUUACAUCUUCCACUAUAGCCUACCACUAGCCUAUAUAAUGGUCACAUUUGUUUACUUGUUCUUAAGCAUCAUCUGGAUUGUGAAAAGGGCGGUAGAAGGCUUUAAACAGAGCCUGGUGCGUGAUGAAGACCGGUUUCAGAGUUACUGUAAUAAAAUAUUUGCAGGCUGGGAUUUCUGCAUUACAGACCAGUACUAUGCACGUUUAAAGCACAGCAGUUUGCAGAACGAAUUAAAAACAGACCUGGCAGAAGAAAGGAUACGCCAAAGGAAAGAGAAGCGGACACGAAGAGAGACCAUUAGAAUCUAUUUCUUGAGAUUAUUUUUGAAUAUUAUUGUCAUUGGUGUAUUAUGUGUCUGUUUUUAUGCAAUCUACUUGGCUACAGCCUAUUCACAGGAACACACCAGUGCUAUGAGCUCUCAAAAAACUGACACACUGAGCUUGCUGGUGGAAUAUCUACCAUCUAUAGUCAUCACCAUUGCCAACUUUAUCACGCCACUCAUCUUUGAAACUAUAGUACGAUAUGAAGAUUAUGCCCCAGCCUUUGAGAUUCGCUUUACACUUAUAAGGUGUGUGUUUGUACGGUUGGCUAGCAUUGCUAUACUGCUUAUCUCUUUAUGGACUAAAAUCACUUCAUGCUCAAACCGGAACUGCCAGCCUUGUGGAUACAACUAUAAAGACUACCCGUGCUGGGAAUCACGAGUGGGACAAGAAAUGUACAAGCUUAUGAUGUUUGACUUUAUAAUAAUUGUGGCAAUAACAAUUUUUAUUGAAUUCCCAAGGAAGUUGUUGGUCACCUAUUGCUUAUGGAAACCAGUUCAGUGGUGGGGCCAGCAGGAGUUUGAGAUCCCUCAGAAUGUACUGGAGAUUGUGUAUGGACAGACAAUCUGCUGGAUUGGAACUUUCUAUUCCCCACUUCUUCCAGCCAUAGCAGCUUUAAAGUACUUCAUUAUAUUCUAUGUUAAAAAGAUUACUCUAAUGGAAAACUGUAGACCGGCUACUAGGCCUUUCCGUGCCUCUAGCUCCAAUUUCUUCUUCCAGGUGGUACUACUAAUUGGCCUGAUCCUUGCAUGCGUCCCGGUGGGAAUUGGAAUUGCCCAAAUACCGGCUUCUAAAGCAUGUGGUCCAUUCCUGAACUAUAACACAUCCUGGCAAAUCAUUCCAAGCACUGUGGACCAGUUUCCAGAAGGCCUAAAGAAGACCAUUUAUGUAAUCGCAUCAGAAUCCUUUGCUGUUCCAUUUUUUAUGUUGUCAUGCCUGGUUAUGUUCUACUUCAUGGCAUUGGUAGGCGCCCACAAGAGGGUGGUGGAGCAGCUGCAGGAACAUCUGGUCAUGGAGAGCAGAGACAAAAUGUUCCUUAUCAAACAACUGACAGAAGCGCACUCCAUCUAUAUCUAACACAGCGUAUGAUCUGUAAAGGGAACAAGGGCAUGUAUAGUUCUAUGUCUACUGAACCAAAGCAACUAUGUGACAGUGUGACCUGUGCUACGUUGUUCUCCCGGCUUACUGUUUAUUACGCACAUUCUAGAAUGUAGCUCCCCCAGUUACAUGGGGUUACAACAUUUGGCUAGGCUAAUGUGGACUUUUAUUAUUGAUAACAAUGUCUUAAAGUUAAACCUCACAGUAACAUGUUCUAUGGAGGAAUGUGCCUGGAAAACUGUAGGUGGGAAUGCAUUACCUAUCCUAUGAGAAAGGGAGAAACAAAUGGGUUUAUUUAUUUUAAAUUGUGAAUGUUUGGUCCUACUGUAUCCAUUCUGUGUUUUGCAUGGCGAGCCAACUAAUAUAACUCCAGGAUCAUGGUGCUCUUGCCUGUAGAAUGGAGUACCAGUGUCAUUUUUAACAAAAUAUGUAUCCGAAGAAGUUUAUUUGUCAAUAUAUUUUUGUAAUUAAACACUACAGAUGUUUGUCGUUUUUAAGCACUGCACUCCCUCCCAUAUUUGUUGUGAUGUCCUUCUCACGGCUGUCACUGCUCAGCAGGAAAACAGCUGGUGGAAAAGGGUGGUAUUCAGGUUGUCGGGAUCCCGGCGCACAGUAUACCGGCGCCGGAAUCCUGACAGCCGGCAUACCGACACUUUUUCUCCCUCGUGGGGGUCCACGACCCCCCUGGAGGGAGAAUAGAUAGCGUGGCACGCGUAGAGAGCCCGCAAGGGGCUCAUUUGCGCUCGCCACGCUGUCAGUAUGCCGGUGGUCGGGCUUCCGGCGCCGGUAUGCUGGUCGCCGGAAGCCCGGCCGCCGGCAUACCAUACUACACCCGUGGAAAAUCCUCUAGUAUUUGAGAGGGGUUCCAAUGCUGCCAGAACUUGGAUGUUUCUCACUAAGAGGGAUAUACAGUAGCAAACCUUCUAAAGAGGACUGCAACUAAUCAGCUUCUAGUUUUCAUUUAUCAAGUCAAUUCUAUAAAAUGAUUGGUAGAAGCUGGUUGCUAUGGGUAACUACUCUACCUGUCCUAUAUAGAAGUUUUCAUAUAUCUCCCUUUUUAAUUGUACUUGUUUUUAUACAGAACUUUUCUUAUUGAAUGGCUUCUACUAUGAUCCUAAAUACAGGCAGCAUUGUAUGAAAGGCUCCUGUGUGAUAGCCUGUCAUAGGUGUUUAUCUGUUAAGCAGAGGUAUAGCAAAGUUCUAUACACCAGUCACAUUGUAUUAUUUGUUUACGGCAUUUGAUGGCAAUGCUGCUUUAAUUAAUAUUGUAUUCAUUUUUUAUUUAGGUCAAUUGAAGCAGCCUAAUGUUAUACAGUAUGUACACUACAAAACAUUUAUAUACAUGUAUGUAAAUGUAUGUUUCAGCAUUUAAUAGCACUUUAUUUGGUAUGUUGCUGAAACUAGCGGUUUCUCACAUGAUAUUAACUGAAUGUUUAUGAAUAAACAAACACAGGGUUACAAGCGAUAAACACAAGAGGUCAGAUAAAAUAGGCCAUUACAGCAUGUUGUAUUUGUUUGUGCAGGAUUCUUGGGGAAUACUUUGUACCUGUCCUAGUAAAAGUUUUUAAAACUGUCCUAUUAGCUGUCUCUCUGCCAAAGUGUUUUAUUUCAAAAGUGGAUAAAAAUAAAAUCUGUAUUUUAAUGUU
This is a messenger RNA of Pseudophryne corroboree (corroboree frog), 3934 nucleotides long. RefSeq names its product transmembrane channel like 7 (gene TMC7). The transcript has 16 exons. Bases 105 to 2267 code for a protein of 720 amino acids. Gene Ontology annotation, cellular component: plasma membrane. The record is from RefSeq and is a predicted model, not a curated record. NCBI's taxonomy places the organism in Eukaryota, Metazoa, Chordata, Amphibia, Anura, Myobatrachidae. Gene Ontology annotation, molecular function: mechanosensitive monoatomic ion channel activity.